AUGCUCUUGUCUGGGGGUGACCCCCCGACUCAGGAAUGGUUCAUGGUGCAGACAAAAUCGAAGCCUCGGGUGCAGAGGCAGCGGCUGCAAGUGCAGCGCAUCUUCAGGGUCAAGCUGAACGCCUUCCAGAGCCGCCCCGACACCCCCUAUUUCUGGCUGCAACUUGAGGGGCCCCGGGAGAACACCGGCAAAGCCAAGGAGUACCUGAAGGGCCUGUGCAGCCCAGAGCUGUGGAAGGAGGUCCGCUACCCGCCGCUGCUGCACUGCGCCUUCCUGGGGGCCCAGGGCCUCUUCCUGGACUGCCUCUGCUGGAGCACCCUGGCCUACCUGGUGCCCGGUCCCCCUGGCUCCCUGAUGGUGGGCGGGCUGACCGAGUCUUUCACCAUGACCCAGAAUUGGCUGGAGGAGCUGGUGGCACGGCUGCGCUGGGGCCCUGCCCCUCUGCUGACUCCUCGUGGUAUCUGGGAGGCUGAAGUGACCCGGGCCUUUGGGGCCCUGGUUUGGAUCCGUGGUGACCAGUAUGCGGGGGACCUCCUUCAGCUGCCUCCAGCAGUCCAGGAGCUGCUGCUGAGCCUGGUACGGGAUGCCGCAGGGAAGGAGGACAUCAUUGAGUGGCUCAGCCACUUUGGCAUCUCCAACACCCACUCCAACCAGGAGGUGCUGAUUUGCCCUCCUCAGCAAAAGAAGGAAGGCCUGGCCAUGGUGUCCAUGGGAGAGAGUCCUGGGUCCUUUCUGGAGAUGGGUACCCUGCAGAAAGGGGGCCUGGAAAGUCCAAAGAGAUUAACCAGCCUAGGAGCCACUGGGUCCCUGAUCCCAACCCAGAGCACACAACAGGAGACAGCAAACCAGCUGGUACGGGUCGGUUCCAGCAACCAAGGUGGUAAGGACCGUGCUCAAGAGGAGGGGCCGUUGCAAGCCAGCAGCAGCCGAGACUCUUCGAACCACUCACAAACCUUGUUACAGCAAAGACAGGUCCAGAGGGUGGAAGAUAAACUCCCCUUCCAGGCUCCUGUGUCAGCCCUGGGAGUGUGUCCAUCCUGGAAGGCCUGGGCCCCGGGGCCAGCCUUUGGUCCCUUGUGGCCUGGGGCUAUUGCUGCAACCUUCUGGAGGAUCAAUGAACUGCAUUCUCUGCACCUGGCUUGGCUCCUGUCCCAGGCGGGCUUCAAUUUCCCUUUCUGGCAGAGGCCAGUGGGCCCCAUUCAGCUGAAAUUGCCAGGGCAGAAUCCUUUGCCCUUAAAUCUGGAGUGGAAGCAGAAGGAGCUGACUCCUCUGCCCAGUGCAGAAAGCCCAGCUUGUAGACUGGAUGGGGAGCUGGGAGGAGAGACAGCCCUACGGAAUUUACCAAGGCCAGAGACCUCCCCUAAAAUCACAAGUUUAUUGGUGGUCCCAGCAGGCUCUGCUGUAAAGGACAAACUUAGUCCAGGACUUCCACAGAUAGGGCCACCUUUGACCUCUGCACCCCAACUACAAGCUAGAGGUGAGCUUGGGGAUCAAGGAAGUAUGCCGUUGGAUUGUAAGGGCCUAGAAAAGGGGCCCUCUCCAGCACUACCCUCAGAGCAAGGGAUGCUCACAGAGCAAGAGGUGCCCACAACUCAAGGGAGGCCCAUGGCUCAAGGUCAUCUGACAGCCCAGCUAGUACCUGAAGCUCAGACAGUGCCUGAAACUCUCAAAGUGCCCCUGGGUGCAGCAGUGCGCAAAGCUGAAAACCCACCCAUAAUCCAAAGACUGCCUACAGCUCCCAAAGUGCCUACUGCCCCACUGAUGCCGGCAGCACACACAGAGCCUGCAGCUCCCAAAGUGCCUUUGGGUCCAACAAAGCCAGCAGUUUCUGUGAUGCCCACCACUGAAAAAGCAGCCAUGGAUCAACUGGUAUCGGAAUCAGCAUUGACAGCUCAGGUGUUGUCUGCAACUCCAAAGACUCCCACAGCUCAGAAGAUGCCUGCAAUGAAAACAUCACCUGUAGGUCCCCAAACACCCAAAGCUCAAGCCAGGCCUGUGCCUAAAUCAGGGUCUACAGCUUCCAAAGCACCUGCAGCUCCCAAAACACCUGUGAUCCCCAAAGCACCUGCAACUUCUAAAGCCUCCAGAGCUUCCAAGACGCCUGCACCCCAGAAAGUGCCCACAGAUGCAGGGCCCACGUUGGAUGUAGCCAAACUUCUGAGUGAGGUCCACCCUUCAUCAAGGGGUAGUAGAUCCUCACCAAAGGGCCAGGCGGCUGGAAGGCAGGGUCCCCAGCCCAACAGUACCCUAGCCCUCAGCAGCAAGCAUCCAUUCCUGAUGGAGGGGCUCCUGGGGGCUUGGGAAGGCACCCCAAGGCAGCCAUCUCGCCACCAACAGGCAAGCAACACAGUGACCAGCUUCCAGAGGUACCAUGAGGCCCUGAACACACCCUUUGAGUUGAAUUUGUCAGGGGAACCUGGAAACCAGGAGUUGCGACGAGUGGUUAUUGACGGCAGCAGUGUGGCCAUGGUGCAUGGCCUCCAGCACUUCUUCUCCUGCCGAGGCAUUGCCAUGGCAGUGCAGUAUUUCUGGAACCGGGGACACCGAGAAGUCACUGUAUUUGUGCCCACCUGGCAGCUGAAGAAGAACCGGAGGGUGAGAGAGAGCCACUUCCUGACGAAGCUCCAUUCACUCAAGAUGCUUUCAAUCACCCCUUCCCAGCUGGAGAAUGGCAAGAAGAUCACCACCUAUGAUUAUAGGUUCAUGGUAAAGCUGGCGGAAGAGACAGAUGGCAUCAUUGUCACCAAUGAGCAGAUUCACAUCCUGAUGAAUAAUUCCAAGAAACUGAUGGUCAAAAAUCGCCUUCUGCCCUUCACCUUUGCGGGGAAUCUCUUCAUGGUACCAGAUGAUCCAUUGGGCCGAGAUGGCCCUACUUUGGAUGAGUUUCUGAAGAAGCCAAACAGGUUGGACACAGACAUUGGCAACUUCCUGAAGGUGUGGAAGACCCUUCCUCCCAGCUCAGCCCGCAUCUCUGAGCUGAGUGAUGAUGUUGACACUGGGCCCCUGCAGGAGCCACAGAAUGUGGAAGAAGUCAGAGAGGAGAAGGAAGAACAGCAGGAAGAGGAGCCGAGGGAGGAGCAGGGGUGGCCAAAGCUGGAAGAGGAGGGGGACGACCUUGACUCUUCCCUGGCAUCAGUGUUCCGAGCCGAGUGCCCUUCCCUUUCGGAGGAAAUCCUCCGGUGCCUCAGUCUCCACGACCCCCCUGAUGGGGCCCUAGAUAUCGAUCUCCUGCCAGGUGUGGCCUCUCCCUACCUGGGCAUCCCCUGGGAUGGGGGGGCUCCCUGCCAGCAGGUCCUCACCCAGCUGGCCCAGCUAUCCAUCCCCAGCAACUUCACCGCGCUUUCCUUCUUUGUGGGGUUCAUGGAUUCCCAUCGGGAUGCCAUCCCUGACUAUGAAGCCCUGAUGGGCCCCCUGCACAGCCUCCUAAAGCAGAAGCCAGACUGGCAGUGGGACCGGGAGCAUGAAAAGGCCUUCCUGGCCCUGAAGCGAGCCCUGGUGUCCGCCCUCUGCCUGACGGCCCCCAACUCCCAGCUGCCCUUCCGCCUGGAGGUGAUGGUGAGCCAAGUGGCCCUGACAGCCAUCCUCCACCAGGAACACUCAGGGAGGAAGCACCCCAUCGCCUACACCUCGAAACCCCUCCUCCCCGAUGAGGAGAGCGAGGGUCCCCAGUCAGGUGGAGACAGCCCCUAUGCGGUGGCCUGGGCCCUCAAGCAUUUCUCCCGCUGCAUUGGAGACACUCCAGUGGUCCUAGACCUUUGCUAUGCCUCCAGGACCACUGCAGACCCUGAGGCAAGGGAGGGCCGCAGGGUUUCCAAAGCAUGGUUGAUCCGAUGGUCCCUCUUGGUACAGGACAAAGGCAAGAGGGCCCUGGAAUUGACCCUUCUCCAGGGCCUGCUGAGGGAAAACCGGCUACUAAUGCCAGCUUCCUCAAUGCCCCGUUUCUUCCAGGUUCUGCCUCCGUUUUCUGACCUGUCCACUUUUGUCUGCAUCCACAUGUCUGGCUAUUGCUUUUACCGUGAGGAUGAGUGGUGUGCUGGCUUUGGUCUCUAUGUCCUGUCUCCUACCAGCGCCCCUGUCUCUCUGUCCUUCUCUUGCUCUCCUUACACACCCACCUAUGCCCACCUGGCAGCUGUGGCUUGUGGCCUGGAGCGCUUUGGCCAGUCCCAGCUCCCGGUGGUUUUCCUCACCCACUGCAACUGGAUCUUCAGCCUCCUUUGGGAGCUCCUGCCCCUCUGGAGGGCGCGGGGCUUCCUAUCCUCUGAUGGGGCUCCACUACCUCACCCAAGCCUGCUUUCCUACAUCAUAUCCCUCACUUCUGGUCUGUCAUCCCUUCCAUUUAUCUACCGAACCUCCUACCGGGGCUCUCUGUUUGCUGUGACAGUGGAUACCCUGGCCAAGCAGGGUGCCCAAGGGGCUGGGCAGUGGUGGAAUUUACCAAAGGAUGUGCCGGUCCCUGUAGUGACUGCCCAUACUACGGGCAAGAAGCCCAACUUGCUGGCAUUACAGUUGAGUGACAGCACCCUGGCUGAUAUCAUCGCCAAGCUGCAGGCUGGGCAGAAGUUAUCUGGCUCCUCCCCCUUCAGUUCUGCCUUUAACUCCCUCAGCCUUGACAAGGAGAGUGGUCUGCUGAUGUUCAAGGGAGAUAAAAAGCCCAGGGUCUGGGUAGUCCCAACACAACUCCGGAGGGAUCUGAUUUUCUCGGUGCAUGACAUCCCCAUGGGUGCCCACCAGAGGCCAGAGGAGACCUAUAAGAAGCUGAGGUUGCUGGGGUGGUGGCCUGGCAUGCAGGAGCAUGUGAGAGAUUACUGCAGGAGCUGCUUGUUCUGCAUCCCCCGCAAUCUUAUAGGCAGUGAGUUGAAGGUUAUUGAGUCACCUUGGCCCCUCAGGUCUACUGCCCCUUGGUCCAACCUGCAGAUAGAGGUGGUGGGUCCAGUAACUGUAAGCGAGGAGGGCCACAAGCAUGUGCUCAUUGUGGCUGACCCUAACACCAGGUGGGUAGAAGCGUUCCCACUGAGGCCCUACACGCAUGUGGCUGUGGCCCAGGUAUUGCUUCAGCACGUAUUUGCCAGGUGGGGUGUCCCUGUGAGGCUGGAGGCGGCCCAGGGCCCUCAGUUUGCCCGGCAUGUCCUGGUGAGCUGUGGGCUGGCCCUGGGAGCUCAGGUGACCACCCUGAGUAGGGACCUCCAGUUCCCCUGCCUGGCGAGCUCAGAGGUCUACUGGGAAUUCAAGAGGGCCCUGAAGGAGUUCAUCUUCCUACAUGGCAAGAAGUGGGCAGCCUCCCUGCCCUUGCUGCACCUGGCCUUCAGAACCUCCUCCUCAGAGGCCACGCCCUUCCAGGUCCUGACUGGGGGUGAGGUGAGGGUGAGUGAGCCCCUGUGGUGGGAGAUGAGCAGUGCCAACAUCGAAGGGCUUAAGAUGGAUAUCUUCCUGCUACAGCUGAUUAGGGAGCUGCUGGAUCUCCACUGCAGGGUGGCCGAAAAGGCAAGUGAGAAGGCUGACAACCGGCGUUUCAAACGGGAGAGCCAGGAGAAGGAGUGGAACGUGGGGGACCAGGUCCUCUUGCUGUCCCUCCCCAGGAAUGGCAGCAGUGCCAAAUGGGUGGGUCCUUUCUAUAUUGGGGACCGGCUGAGCCUGUCGCUCUAUAGAGUGUGGGGCUUCCCAACCCCAGAGAAGCUGGGAUGCAUCUAUCCCAGCAGUCUGAUGAAGGCCUUUGCCAAGAAUGGCACACCCCUGUCCUUCAAGGUCUUGGAGCAGUGAGCUGGAGCAGUUGUGGAGGCCCCUGCCCAGGAGUCCUGGGUUUCUGCUGCUAGGCCACCCCCAACCCACCCCCCGCUUCAG
Messenger RNA from Marmota flaviventris (yellow-bellied marmot), 5838 nucleotides. RefSeq names its product NYN domain and retroviral integrase containing (gene Nynrin). NCBI's taxonomy places the organism in Eukaryota, Metazoa, Chordata, Mammalia, Rodentia, Sciuridae. Gene Ontology annotation, cellular component: nucleus; cytoplasmic ribonucleoprotein granule. Gene Ontology annotation, biological process: DNA integration. Gene Ontology annotation, molecular function: mRNA binding; RNA-DNA hybrid ribonuclease activity. The record is from RefSeq and is a predicted model, not a curated record.